AUGUCUUUCACCUUACUGCGCCUUCUGGGCCUUGCCGGCGCUGCCCAGGCGGCAUGCUCCAACCUUGUUAUCGAUAACUUCUCACGAUCUACCGUUUCCGGUAGCAACAAUCUCGAUGCGUGGACCAGCGAAGACACUUCCAUGUCAAAGGCCGCCAUCAACAAGGGCAUUCUUUCGUUUACACCAAAGACAGACAGUUCCUCUUACUACUACGAGACUCUCGGCUGUGUUAAGGCGGCCACCCAAGGCUACAAUGCCCUCUCUCUGACGGUCAAGGGACCUAAAGAUGCCUCCAUGAUGCUGGAGAUACAAACCAAGGCAUCUUGUGCAGAUGAUAACUACAACAGCCAGUGGGUCCAGAUCAACGGGUUGACUGGCUCGACCCAAAACAUCUCUAUCGCGCUAUCCUCCUUCACAAACGCCAACUUGGACGCAGUCUCAGCGUUCUUCUGUGUCGACUUCUCGCUCUGUUGCGGUUUCAUCUUCAACAAGCGUGGCGACACCCACUUCUCGCGCUUCCUCUGGCUCAACCUCAUCCUUCGCUACCUCGGUACGAUCGCCAAGCUCCACGGCCGUCUCAGUUGUCCCAACGGGCCCGUCAUCUCGUACGUCUGCUUCCUCAUCCCGCCAGAUCAAAUCUCCUUCAAGCUCUCGUACAUCGAACGCUUCUUCGUCAACCGCGCGCGCAACUACUUCGAGAUCGUUGUCUCUAACUUCCGUCUCAGCCUCUACUGUCCCCACCGCGUCUGGCCCAGUAGUGACGAUAGCACGAUGAAAGAGAUCAAUGUCUCCGGAAAUAGGGUCACGCUGAAGCCCAACGGCGGGGAUUCAUACUUCUACAGCAAGGUUGCCUGCACCAACACACAGGUGAAGGGAUACGGCGGUAUUUCCUUGCGCAUCAAGGCCAAGGCCGGUACGACCUUAUCCAUUCAGCUGGCGUCGUCACCAACGUGCGGGGAGGACUCUGCCUUCGCUACCAAGACAUCAAAGGAACUCGGGUGGACAUUCAACGGCCAAGAGAAGCUCUACAGCAUCCCCUUUUCCAAGUUCUCGGGUGCCGACCUAUCCAAGAUGACGACGAUUCUUUUUGGUUCGUUGUCCUCGGAUGUGACUUUCGGCCCGAUGGCUUUCUACUGCGGCAACACACCAUCCGAGUAUAUUAUCGCGACUCAACCAACCGACACUGCUGCUGUCUCAACCGUCGCUGCCCCGAGCAGUACUGGCUCGGCCAAGGUUGUUGAUAACUUCUCAAAGAAGGACUCCAACUCUCUUGGCUACUGGCAUGGGGGUGACGUCGAUACUGCUCUCACUUGGGGCACGAACAGGGUCACCAUCAAGGCGCCAGAUGCCGACUUCUCCUUCUACACGCAGCUCUCCGAUAAGUGUGCCGACAUGACCAGCUAUGACGGUUCUUAUCUCCAUGUGGCCUACUCUGGAAGUAACAAGUUCUCGAUUGCUAUGCAACAGCACAACCAAGCUUGCGACGAGACUGCCUCGCCCUUCCCUGAGACAUGGGAUUCUCUUGAGGCUGCACGUUACGCAACUGGCAACGACAUUUACAUUCCCAUCUCUCAUUUCAACAUCCAGCGGAAGCGUGCUAUAGGUAUCGCAUUCAAGGGUUUCUACACCAACGAGGCUGUCACCUUGACAAAGGUUGAGAUCGUUCCGUCCGUCCCAGCCAAGGUUUUGAUCCCAGAGAAGCUGCCGUCUGGGAAUCUCAUCUUUGCCUGCAAGCGUCCUAACUCGAUCGCCUUUGCUAUUGAUGAUGGCGACCCGAAGUUCGCCCAGGAGGUCAUGGAAGUUAUCAAGUCGGAGAACAUCAAAGUAACCUUCUUCACUGUCGGUGCACCUCUGCGGGACUCUAGCACCAAUCUGAGUGCCAUAUACAAGGACAUGAUGAGCCAGGGCCACCAGAUCGCCCUUCACAGCUACACACACCCUCGUAUGGAAGGUCUGCCUAAUAAUGACGCGAUAUCUUGGGAGUACGACCAGGACAUCAAGGCUGUUCAGGACAUGUUUGGCAUCACCACGAAGUAUUUCCGACCUCCCUUCGGUAACGAAGGUGCUCGCAUGCGUCAGCAACUUGUUAGAUCCACGAAGGAUGACAGCCCUUACAUCGUCAACUGGAACAUUGACGUCGAGGAUUGGCUCUACGCUCAGUCGGACACUCCCGAGAAGCAACUGGACUCUUUCCAGCGCGACCUGGACAAGGGCGGCUCCCUGGUUGUCAUGCACUACCUGUACCCCAGCACCGUCUCCUACUUGAGGACAUUCAUUCAGAAGGCGAAGGCAACUGGGAAACAACUGAUGAGAGUCGACCAGUGCAUGAUGGAUCCUAAUGCCCCGCCUUUGUAA
Colletotrichum gloeosporioides is the source of this 2355-nucleotide messenger RNA. RefSeq names its product putative polysaccharide deacetylase YheN. The record is from RefSeq and is a predicted model, not a curated record. Gene Ontology annotation, biological process: carbohydrate metabolic process. Gene Ontology annotation, molecular function: hydrolase activity, acting on carbon-nitrogen (but not peptide) bonds. The coding region runs from base 1 to 2355 and encodes 784 amino acids. NCBI's taxonomy places the organism in Eukaryota, Fungi, Ascomycota, Sordariomycetes, Glomerellales, Glomerellaceae. The transcript is spliced from 3 exons.